AUGUUUAAACUGUGCACUCUCAAUCUGGAUGCAUGUGAAAUUUUUCGUAUCGAGAUCAAUCAAAGUGUCAAUGGCAGAUCUGCGGCACCUCAUGGUAUUCAACAAAAAAUAUGCAGAGAUUUCCUAUCGGUAUUCGCACCUUCCGGAGCACUUGUAGCCCCUCAACGGGAUCUGAAAGAAAUCAUCGUACUCGCUUCUACUGACUUUUUCAAAGGGACAGAAUUUCAUUCUUGGCUCCAGAAGGAAUGUUUGGAAGUCAAGCAGAACAAUCGCGCUGACACCCAUUCAGUAGAGGAAUGUCUUCGUUACUCGAUAGUCGUCUGGCUUGAACCACAUCAUUACUAUAGAUGUGGUAAGGCGCUGCUGAAAGGACCAUUCCUAGAACCAGAGGUUCAGCAAGCAGUUCGGAUAUCGUUUGCAGUUUACUGCACAUCUUGUGGGGAUCUUUUUCUGCGAGUUACUCCCGAAAUAGUUCGCCUAUUCCGACUUGAAACGUGGGAACUCGACGAGCCACCAACCGGACGCAAAUGGGUUUACUGUCUUCCGAAACUCGGCAGAGGACAACUGGUAGAAAAGCAUAGUCGUCUUCCCCCGGACUGUGGAUUCGCCACUUAUGGGGAGAUGAGAGCAUACUGGAAGAAUUGUUACGGUUACGACUUACCUUUGGCUGAAUCCGAACACUAUUAUGACGUAUGGUUUAACGGUAUAAACAAUUCAUUCUUAUAUCCAGAUUAUUGUGUAAUGUCAUCAGAGCCUGUGUCUAUCCAGUUUCGAGAUGAGUACACCAUGACACGUCUUGCCUCAGAAGAAUUCUGCAAUGUUUUUGCUUCCACUGAGCAUAGAAUAUGUGGAGAAAAAGCUUACAUGGUUGCUGCUGAUCCCAAACUUAUAAAAUUGUCUGUUCUCCCUACUGGAUCUAGUUCUCGUAGACGAAAAAUUGCCUCUAACGUGGAUUUGUAUCAGCCUCGAGAAAAAGAAACUUUUCCAGUGGACAUACCACAUGUGAACGGUGUAAACGUCAAAGAUGAGAAAUCUGAAACCUAUGGAAAACAAAACCAAGUAUCAGCUGCACCAGCGACUAAGUUUGGUAAAAUACGGAAAUCUUUUCCUCUUCCUAUAGAAAAGAAAAGGAUGUCCGCAGCGGCAUCCACAACAGCUCAGAAUUCGCAGAAACUGCUAUUUGAAAUGCCGGGGGUAACUUCCAAAUCCACGCCUAGUCGUAAACGAAGAAUCAAUGUAGAAUAA
Molecule: messenger RNA, 1245 nt
Organism: Necator americanus (New World hookworm)
Lineage: Eukaryota; Metazoa; Nematoda; Chromadorea; Rhabditida; Ancylostomatidae
Exons: 12
Coding region: 1-1245 (414 amino acids)
Source: RefSeq, a predicted model, not a curated record